Molecule: messenger RNA, 3264 nt
Organism: Eubalaena glacialis (North Atlantic right whale)
Lineage: Eukaryota; Metazoa; Chordata; Mammalia; Artiodactyla; Balaenidae
Gene: CDK18
Product: cyclin dependent kinase 18
Exons: 16
Coding region: 279-1694 (471 amino acids)
Biological process (GO): protein phosphorylation
Cellular component (GO): cytoplasm; nucleus
Molecular function (GO): protein kinase activity; ATP binding
Source: RefSeq, a predicted model, not a curated record
UCCCUUCCUCCUCCUCCUCCCCCUCCCUGCUCUUCCCCACCUUCCUCCACCCCUUCCCUUCCCCUCCCCUUCUCCCUCCUCCUCCUCCUCUUCUAGCUCAGGUUGCAGCUUCUCUGGGGAGCCGCUCACCUUUCCGGAGCUGGGGAAGCCGCCCCGAGCCCGGGCAGGGACCCCAGCAGGGCGCCCAGACCCGCGGCACCCCGGCCGUCGCGGGCUGGAGCCGGCGCGCCGCGGACCCCAGGACACCCGCGGACCCUGCGGCCUGCUGCCUGCUGAUCAUGAACAAAAUGAAGAACUUUAAGCGUCGCUUCUCCCUGUCAGUGCCCCGCACCGAGACCAUCGAGGAGUCCUUGGCCGAGUUCACAGAGCAGUUCAACCAGCUCCACAACCGGCGCAAUGAGGGCCUGCAGCUCCGUCCUCUGGACAGAGACCCCCAGCCAGAGUCCAGCACCUUCUCCCCCGCAGACAGAGGGGAGGACCCCGGGCAGCUGUCCCCUGGCAUGCAGUACCGGCGGCAGAACCAGCGCCGCUUCUCCAUGGAGGACAUCAGUAAGAGGCUCUCUCUGCCCAUGGACAUCCGUCUGCCCCAGGAAUUCCUCCAGAAGCUGCAGCUGGAGAGCCCAGACCUGCCCAAACCUCUCACCCGAAUGUCCCGCCGUGCCUCCCUGUCAGAUAUCGGCUUUGGGAAACUGGAAACAUACGUGAAACUGGACAAACUGGGGGAGGGAACCUAUGCCACAGUCUUCAAAGGGCGCAGCAAACUGACAGAGAACCUCGUGGCCCUGAAGGAGAUCCGGCUGGAGCAUGAGGAAGGCGCGCCCUGCACUGCCAUCCGAGAGGUGUCUUUACUGAGGAACCUGAAACAUGCCAAUAUUGUGACCCUGCAUGACCUCAUCCACACGGAGCGCUCCCUCACCCUGGUGUUUGAGUACCUGGACAGUGACCUGAAGCAGUAUCUGGACCACUGUGGAAACCUCAUGAGCAUGCACAACGUCAAGAUUUUCAUGUUCCAGCUGCUCCGGGGCCUCGCCUACUGCCACCGCCGCAAGAUCCUGCACCGGGACCUGAAACCCCAGAACCUGCUCAUCAACGAGAGAGGGGAGCUGAAGCUGGCCGACUUCGGACUGGCCCGGGCCAAGUCAGUGCCCACGAAGACCUACUCCAAUGAGGUGGUGACCCUGUGGUACAGGCCCCCCGACGUGCUGCUGGGGUCCACGGAGUACUCCACCCCCAUUGAUAUGUGGGGCGUUGGCUGCAUCCAUUACGAGAUGGCCACAGGGAGGCCCCUCUUCCCCGGCUCCACGGUCAAGGAGGAGCUGCACCUCAUCUUCCGACUCCUUGGGACCCCCACGGAAGAGACGUGGCCUGGUGUGAUGGCCCUGUCCGAGUUCCGAGCCUACAACUUCCCCCGAUACCUGCCCCAGCCGCUCAUCAGUCAUGCUCCCAGGUUGGACACUGAUGGCAUCAACCUCCUGACCGGCCUCCUCCUGUACGAAUCCAAGAGUCGCGUGUCAGCAGAGGCGGCCCUGAGGCACCCCUACUUCCGGUCUCUGGGGGAGCGUGUGCACCAGCUCGAAGACACUGCUUCCAUCUUCUCCCUGAAGGAGAUCCAGCUCCAGAAGGACCCAGGCUACCGGGGCCUGGCCUUUCAGCAGCCAGGGCGAGGGAAGAGCCGGCGGCAGAGCAUCUUCUGAGCUGUGCCCACCCUGCUGUGGCCCAAGGGACAAGAGGUCACACUGAGCACAACUGUGGCAGGAUGGGGCCUGUGUGGCCUCGGAGGACUGAGGAGUGAGGGCUAACGGCCGGUCCAGAAGACCUCUCAGCAGCCCUGCUGGCCACGGCUGUUUCCUCUCCCUUCUUCCCACAUGCCUCCCCAGUGGCCUUGUCCUGGACACCAACCCCUCCAUCACCUUCCCUGGGGCUGGGCAUGAGCUGCUUCCCUGGGAGGAGGUGAGGGGACAGGGAGCGAUCUCAGACACUUUCCCACCCUAAAGUUCUCAGACACCAGCAUGGAACCCACAUGGACAGAAGAAUCUAGAGGCUGGGCAGAGCGCUAUGCCUUGAACAUGGGCACCACCAUGCCUCCCCACCCAGGGUACCUGCCUGCCUCAGGUUUGGUCGAGUCCCUUUCAGGCCCCUUGGAGCCCACACGUCUUUCCCCUUUUUCCCCCCUGAGAGCAGGAAGCAACAUGGCACCUUGUCUGGGACCCUGGAAUCCUGGGUGCCAACGUGUGUGCCAAAGCCCACCCCCACCUGAGGGGCGGGUGUCCCCAGAGCAACAGAGGGAGUCGUAGCCCCACCCCCUCUUCUCAUCAUCCCCCACUUGUUCCCAUUCCCCACUCCUCGCCAGAGGCCCCGUAUGCUGCUGGACGCCCAGUUGAGUCCAGCGGUGGCCUGGUCCCGCCAGCUGCACUCCUGCCAGCUCAGCCGGGCCCGCCCGUCUCCCCAGUCUGAAUGGGAUUGCCUUAAAUUGGCAAGUGGUAGAGCACGCACUGCCCUUGGAGCUCUGACCCAAGCUCCUACCUUCCACCCUUUCCCGAGAGUGGCUCCUGCUUAUCAUCCCUGAGCACUGGUAAGCCAGCCCUGGGCCAGGGGCCUGAGGACGGUACCCAGAUAUGCAGGGUCACCCUGACACUGGUGCCAGCUCCCUGGGGCUGGCACAGCCUCCCUCGUCCCCUCCUUCCCAGCCCCCGUGGCUCUGUCCUUGCUCCACCCUAUCUGGGCACCAGCCUCCCCAUGCCCCUGGCCUCCCCAGAGGGCGGUCACCAGAGAGAGAGCACCGCAGUCUGAGGUACAGGAAGGUGGGACAGGACGGGAUAGACUUUGAUCCCGAGCCCCGAGCCCCAGGGGACUGGGAGUGUUAGGGCCGUGGCCCCGCGAGAAGGCACCCCCCACCAUCCCUAUGGAGCACACCUAUUCUAUUCCCAAAGUCUCCUCAACACUUGGCUGAAUCUUGGAUGGCGAGGCCAAGGGGGGGCCAGGUCCCCUGCACACCCCCCUCAGCCUGAGGAGCAGCCCUGGAGGGUCUUGGCUUCCCCACAAGUCCCUCCACUCCUCCCCCACUGUACUGUGAAUGUCCUGUGACUCAGCGCAAAGACAGAUAAUAUAUUUAAUUCAUGUUGUACAGAAAGGAGUGAGCAGUCUCAUGCUGAAAAGCUGAUUUUGACAGAUUGAUGCCAAAGAUGGAGGACAGAAGGCCCUCUCCGGGCCUUCUGAGUGCAGGUGGGGCUUACUUGUAUGUGUAUAUAAAGUGGAGAGAGAGUU